UUUUUUUUUUUCUUUUCUUUCUUGAAAGUAUAAUAUUAUUUUAAAAAAUGGCUGCUGAUCUCCCCACCAAAGAACACAAGAAGACUGGACCCAAGGAAGGAAAGAAGAGAAAGGUCACUCGUCGUGAGACUUAUUCUUCUUAUAUCUACAAGGUCUUGAAGCAAGUUCAUCCCGAUACUGGUAUCUCCAACAAGGCCAUGUCUAUCUUGAACUCUUUCGUCAACGAUAUCUUUGAACGUAUCGCCUCUGAAGCUUCCAAGUUAGCUGCCUACAACAAGCGUUCCACCAUUUCUUCUCGUGAAAUUCAAACCGCUGUUCGUCUUAUUCUUCCUGGAGAACUCGCCAAGCAUGCCGUUUCUGAAGGUACCAAGGCUGUCACCAAGUAUACUUCUUCCAAGUAAAUAUCAUUUCUCUCUCUUUUUCUUAUAUAUACAAAUAUAAAAAAAAAAAAAUUCCUUCAUUUUACAAAAAAAAAAAAA
Molecule: messenger RNA, 479 nt
Organism: Mucor mucedo
Lineage: Eukaryota; Fungi; Mucoromycota; Mucoromycetes; Mucorales; Mucoraceae
Product: histone H2B
Exons: 1
Coding region: 48-401 (117 amino acids)
Biological process (GO): nucleosome assembly
Cellular component (GO): nucleosome
Molecular function (GO): DNA binding; structural constituent of chromatin; protein heterodimerization activity
Source: RefSeq, a predicted model, not a curated record